GCCACUCUGUCACCGCUAUGCUGCAGCUGUAGUCCCAAAUGGCUUCCCGCUCCCAUUGGUGGCUGAAGCUAAUUGUAUUCAGGGAUUGUCAACACGCAUCUGCAAGUGUUCCUAGGACUCGGCGUUGGAGGAGGCCGAGGCUCUGCUUCGAAGUUUGCUGACACACUGACUGGGGAACAGGAGGAACCCCCACCCCAGCAAGCUGCGAUUGUCUACUGCUUCAAGCGUGGGCUUUCACGCUGUCCUUGACCUGUCUGCUCCUUUACAUACCUCUUGUUCGGUACCACGCCCUAAAAUUCGAAACCUUGUUUUCCUGGAAACGUGCCGAAGCCUGCUGCUUAUUUUCGUCUAUCUUGACCGAGACAGCGGGGUCGAGUAAACAGAAUGCAACAUCUUGCAGAUGAGAGUUUCGUAGAUGUCGAGAAAGCACCGCGCGUGCUGUUCAACCUGGACAGGGACGAACAGGAGUCCGACAUCAAGAAGCUUUUCGAGCGGCCUAGCUUCAACUACAAUGACUUUGUAGGGUUUCUGGAGGAUCGCGGUUGGACGGCCGACCGAAAAGACGACUUCAAGCUGAAGGAAGUUGUUAGGGCAAGAAAGGAGAAGCAGGAGCCAGGACGGGGGCCCGGCGGACCGGCGGCAACAGGUGUCCCGGCGCCGAGCUACAGCAGGGAGGAAAUAUGGCAGGCCUGGCUUUUCUUCGCCCUCAUUGCCUGCGUGGUCAGGAAACGGGGACAGCCAACUCGAACGAGGGCCAAUCUGGUCGUCAAAGAGAAAAUAAGGGAGACUCUGCAUGGCGUGUCGGACCAUGGAAGACAAGACGACCAAGCCGAUGGCACGGUCCCAAUUCUGACCUUCAAGGACCUGGUGGAUCCAGAUUGCGAAUUCCUAACCACAGUGAAGCUCCCAGCAGCACUACAGGAGUGGCAUGACUGCGUCAAGGCGACUACCCCAAAGGCGAAGCUUCGUGCACGGCUGAUUGAAGCGGAUCGAGCUCUUGAACUAGCGCGCAGGGUCAUCCGUGCAAACUUGGUGCCGAAACCUCCCGAUCCCGAGGAGAGCGCCUCCUUAGCUGGUCGUUCCCCACGGGAUUCACAUCGGAAACAGAAUGGCUACGGCAAUGGCUACGGCAACGGCUCUGCUCGACACUUAAAAGGGGCUAUUCCCAGGCUUAGCUCUCUGGAAAUGGAAUUGCCGGAAGCCCGUCAAGCGAUUCUAGAAGACGAGCCGGGCGAUGACCGGUUCCCAGAACUGUCAUUAUGCCUGAUGGUCCUGGGAGAGACACUGUCCGCUGCGAAGAAACAGAUAAUGAGCGACCUUGGACUGCGAAUCAAUGGCUGGCUUGUUGAUGAUGACGAAGGCUGGGGUCCCCCAUCCUACGUACUCUCCAGGAUGGAAAAGAGCUGGUGUCCAAGGGCUCGCGCAGUGUUGCAGGGCCAACUCGGCUCCAGUGCAAUCCUGCUCUAUACCGCCUUCGAAGUGCAUCAGAAGAAGCCAAUUGUCAAGAGCGAGCACGAAAGGUGUAACGCAAUGGUAUGUUACCAUGUGCCGGGCGUGGAGGAGUCCAACGGGGGGAAGAUCUUCUACAAGCCGCAGCACCACUCCGACGAGCUACCAUGUGCCUCCGGGAAGAGCAGGUGUUUGCUGGUAGGCCCAAAGAUGUCGCUACUAUAUAACAUCCUCAGCAACACGAUUUUAGCCACCGAGUCCUCCGAUUUCCCCAUAUUACGUAUCGUCAGUUCCAAGCAUGCUGGUGGUCGCCAGCGCGUGGUAGGCGUCUCGGUGGAGAAGUGGAGCAUUGAGGAGCAGAGAGGUCUAAGGCGACCUAACUUCACUGCUAUCUCGCACGUCUGGUCGCAGGGGAUGGGGAAUGAGACAUCCAACAGGCUUCAGGAAUGCCAGCUGGAAAUCAUCUACAAAGCCCUCGCCGCUGUCGAGGAGGACAGAAAUUAUUUCCCGGACCAGGACAAGGAUUUCAAGAUGAAACUCCUCAAGCAGGUGCUUGAUGAGGAUGACCUCACGGGCGAGACGGAUGACUACGUGCUCAGCCCGCCAUUCUGGAUGGACACGUUGGCGAUCCCAGUCAAGCAGCGCGACAGCCCGGCAAAUUUCAAGGAGCUGAAGAUGAGGGCUAUUCGUCAGAUCUACCACGUAUUCAGCAUGGCCGCCCGCGUCAUCGUCAUUGACAAGGAUCUCUGCAACGAAUUCCCGCGCAAACCCUUUCCGAUCAUUAUCAGCCUCUUAACCAGUGCCUGGAUGCAGCGUCUAUGGACGCUACAGGAAGCCUUCCUCAGCCGAAACUUGCUGGACAUCGAUAGCCGCAUCCGAGAGCUUGACAGGCCGCAGAAGGAUGCCCACGCCACCGCGAUGGCGGAGCUUGUCAAGAGGAAACCCGAGGUUCCAUGGUCAUCGCCAGCGCUUGGAGAUCUAGUAGAUGGCGGGCAGAACACCUCGAGACCUGAAGAUGAAACUCUCGCGUUAUCCACCCUCCUCAACCUGGACUACCGAACAACCGCGAUCGAAGAGGCCACAGUAGCAGAGCCUACCGUGAUAGAUGGACUGUCCCGCAGCGAGAGAGACGGUGAAGAGGAGCGAAGAGCCAGGCGGGAGAGGAUGGUUUGCGACUUCUGGACGCUCAUCCAUAAGAACUACGAAGGGUCUAUCCCCGCGGGUCUGAUCUUCCUUCCGGGGGAGAAACUGCCCUUACGCGGGUUUGGAUGGGCACCCAUCACCUGGAUGUCGGCCAAAGACGAGUAUUACCCUUAUCCCCUUACGAUCCCAAGCAGACCGACCGAGCUGCAUGAGGAGGGCCUACUCGUGCAGUACCCCGGCUUUCUGCUGCAGUGUGGCCACCCCAACGCCAUCCUCGGCAGCAACCUCGGCAAGUCCGGCCUCAAGUUCCCCGUGGACCAGUACAUGUCCGAGUGGUACCAAGUCCAGGCGAUUGGCAAAGUCCGAGCCGAGUAUGGCACCGCGCAAAAGCUUCUCCCUCGGACCUUCGCGCACACCCCGCCCGAGUUCGGCGUCAUCCUCUGCCGCCCGAAGCCCCGUGAGUGGCCCGAGGAGAUCGGCGUGCUGGUCGAGAUCUACCGAGAGACCUGGAAGCGGAAGGAACCCGAGCGCGUUAGUCGGAAAUAUUACUAUAGUCAGGUAAUAAGACGGGUGUGGGUGAGCCGAUACGCGCCCACACCCGAUGAGAUCAAAAACUACAAGCUCCCCAGCGGCAAGGUCGGCGACCAGCCGAUCGGCGAGCUGGUGCCGGAGGAUACCUUCUGGUAUGUGGAUGGCUAUCAGGCGAACCGCGACGACCCGGCGCCCGAAUCGCAUAUCCCUGAGCUUCCCGCAACCAAGCCGCUGGAAAACAGGGGAGUGGAAGAAUUCAGACGGCCGAACACGCGAAAAGCGUUUACCCUGAUGAGUAGGGUUACGGCCUCGCACUUCGUUCCACAGCCGGUGCAACCGGCGAGGUUGUCAGGCACUGAUCUGGCCACACAAGAACCCGACAUCACUGCCAGUAGCGCAGAUGUAGAAAAGGCACAACCGCCCAGUCAGAGCGCACCGUCCCAGCAUUCUGUACCAGGUUAUAAGCGCUGGAGAGAAUAUUUGGGUAUGUGAUUGGAGACUUAGAAGUCAGCUUUUACGCUCUACGCACCUAUCUACCUUAGCUAGAACCGUAAGUGACGCAAAUAUCAAGAUUGUCCAUAAUGCU
Molecule: messenger RNA, 3709 nt
Organism: Chaetomium strumarium
Lineage: Eukaryota; Fungi; Ascomycota; Sordariomycetes; Sordariales; Chaetomiaceae
Exons: 5
Coding region: 385-3615 (1076 amino acids)
Source: RefSeq, a predicted model, not a curated record